AUGUACACUCGCAGUAGGCUGUUGGGCUCCGGGCUUGGCUCCUCCUCCGCCUCCCGCUCCGCCCGGGACCCCUCUGGGCAGCCUCGAGAGCCCGACCCGCUGCAAGGCCCGGAGCAAGGUUUGAAGGCGACUUCAGAGAACCCUUUUCGGGAGAGAGUGGAGCACACGAGCCAGAGACUAGUAGGUGCAUACACCUUGAUAGCACCAAAUGAAAACAGAAGAAGUCAGAUACAAAGGGUUGCUGAGAAAGAGCUAGAGAACCUGGCAAAGUGGAAGGAGCAACAUAGAGCGAAGCCAGUUCACCUGAUGCCGAUGCGGCUAGGUGGAAGCGAAUCAGAGGCUGAAGUCAGGCAGAAACAACAACUCCAGCUGAUGCAAUCUAAAUACCAGCAGAAGCUAAAAAGAGAAGAAGCUGUAAGAAUCAAGAAGGAAGCUGAAGAAGCUGAAAUCCAAAAAAUGAAGGCAGUUCAGAGAGAAAAGAGUGAAAAACUAAAGGAGAAAAAAAGACUUCAAGAAAACCUCAGAAGAGAAGCAUUUAGAGAGCAUCAGCAAUACAAAACUGCUGAGUUCUUGAGCAGACUGGAGACAGAGUUGCCAAACAGAAGUAUCUGUCAAACUGCUCAUCAUAAUCCACAAUCUUCACCUUGGGCCAGAAGCCAGGUGUAUAAGGAUUCUCUAAAGGAAGAAGAAAAUCGAAAAUUACAAAAGAUGAAGGAAGAACAACAUCGGAAGAGUGAAUUACUGGAAUUUAAACAACAGCAACAGGAGGAAGAAAGAACCAGAAACCAUCAGGCUGAGCACAGGAGGAUAUAUAAGAAAUGUUUACUUAACAUCUGGCCUUUGUCAACUGGCCUUGAAAACACCCAUGAGAUACUUUCUUUAAGUGCAAUUUUGUUCACCAUCACUGCUUUCACCUUGACUUCAACUGACUACCCACACAGCUAGCUGAGCAGCUGGGUAUGACAGGUUUCUCCCUGUCAUUAUUUAAGCAUAUUUGCAGGUGCUGAUUACUAAACUCAUAUUUAAUCUCUAUUGCCAAUGAAAUGUUACAGUAUUUUUUCUACUGGUUUUUGCCUCUUAUUGGAAGUACAACUACAGCAAUGUUAGUAAGAUAGAAUAUGAGAGCAUUCUUUGAUGCUUUCUGGUUAGUGAGAGCUAUGGGUGCUGCAUGCAUAUCUGUCUAAGCGGCUAAUUCUCAGAUCAGAUUAGGAAAGCUUUGGGCUCUUUUUAGCUUUUAAUCCCUACUUAAUUCAGUGUAUAAACAUGAGCAAAAAUUAUUUUAAUCUCUUUGAAACAAACUAAAUAAAUUUUGAACUACCUUUGUAUAAAUGGUUUACUUUUAUUUUAAAUGAAAAGCUCUUGAGUUUUUCUCUCUUGAGGGGUCUCAUUUUUAUGUUCUCCUUUAUAAUUCAUAUAGAUAAAUAUAGUACUGGAAUCACUAUGGGAUCAGCUUUGGUCUGAUUUAUUUACUAAUACUGUUUCUCUGGUUUUUCAAAGUGGGACAGUUAAUUUCCUGAAAGUACAAUAUUUCUAAAAAUUAACCAGACACAAAUGUAGUUUGUAAGUGUUUUGGAAAAUUGUCUUUGCUAUAUGGAACCUAUUUCCUAUUGCAAAUUCAGUCGACUUUUUGAUCCUACUUUUAUAGCCUUCAACAAGUUUGUAGACUCCAGAGUGCAGGAAUAUUGGUUUUCCGUGCUGCAUGCUGCGGUCCCCCUCCAUAGGAAACACUGCAUUCAGUCUUAGAAUGAAGAUUGGAGGAAUGAAUAAUUUUUGCAGCUGGACAACUAAUAAUAAUACUUUGCAGCUUUAAGAGAUCUUUUGUGGUACCAAUUGCUCUGUUAAAAUUAACUUUCCAUAUCUGUGUAUUGAGGGAAAUAUUGGGACUUCAGGUUCUUAGGCCAAGGCUAGGGGGUGGGGACUCACAGAAAGAUGGCAAGAGUGGAGUAUAGAAAGGACCACAUUUUGGGAUAGUGGUGAUGGCUGAGGACAGAUGGUUUGCACCUAGUUUUUCCGGAGUAAAUAAUGCAGAUACCAUUGGUUUCCUCCUCUUCUGCCAGCUGAAGCUGUAUUGGUGCCAUUGACACUAACAUAAAAUGUUUCGACCAUUUGAAAUUUUUGCUAUUACCUCAUCCUGGGUUAGAAGCACUGCCUAACUGAUGGUAAAUGUGGGAUUUUUGCGAGCAUUUUACUGCUGUGGCCUGUGGCCAUUUCAGCCCUACACCUGCCAGUCUAGUGACCUGACAGUCCACAGUCUGUUCAGGUUUUGUGUUUAAGCUCAGCAUUCCUCACUUGCUGCGGUUAGCCAGGGUGUCCCCAGGAACUGAUGUAAGGGAAAGGGAUGCUUUCUUACUUUGGGGGUUCUCAGGAAAGUUGGACUCGAUACCUCUUCCACUGCCUGCUAUAGCCUGCAUUUCCAAACAAAGACAUUUUGUUCGGGUAUCUGUUUUCAUUUUCUAAAAAAUCAUUGUGCUGCUAUGGAAAAUUGUGACUUCACAGCCAAAAUUAUCUAGAAUAUGACUGGGGUUGUAAAUAUCUCCUUUCAAUAAUUCUCUAUUUAGGUGGAAGUAACCAGAAAAGAAAUAAUAGUUUUGUUGUGUAAGGGAGUAGACCACUUUAUUUUCCACAUUUAAUCUGCCUUGUUGAAUCAAUUAAAACAAAAUUUGACUUGUGGUUAACUCUAGAUAGGCAUCCCAAAUUCCUAACACCAUCCCCAUGCUUUCAGUUCUUUCUUUUUCUGAGAAAUAAAAUAUAAGCAAGAUGGAUUGUUACAAAAGUAAUAGGUGUUUAUUAUAGAAACUUUAGACACAAUGAUGAAUAAUAAAAAGAAAAAACUAGUAGUUUUCACAUUUUAUGUCUGUAGGUAAUCAGGGUUCAUAUUUUGGCAUAUACCCCUCCAGAUAUUUUUCUAUCUGUAUGUGUCUCAAAAUCCACGUGAUAAAAACUCUUAUGGACACUGUCUAAUGACUGGUUGAGGACAAACACCUGGACUUAGAACUGGUGGUUCUAAUGUAAAUCCUACUUAUAAGUGUUUUGAUAUGUGUAGUCAAAUUACUUCCCCAAAGGUGGCACCAAUAUUUAUUACUACCAGAAGUAUGCUCUAUACUCUCCCCAAUAUAAUUAGUUGCUCUCAAAUCUUUGCUUACAUGCUAAGUGAAAAAUGCUAUUGGUAGCGAUUAACCCCCUUUUCUCCAUAGGUUUACUGGUCAUUAUUUAUUUAUUUUGCAUGUGUAUGUGUAGCAUAGGUGAUUUGUAAAAGGUCUCUGUGAAGACAGUAUGUUGUAAAUAUUCUCAUUUUUAUAUAUCUUUAAUUUAGUAAUGUUUAAUACUAAAGUUUUAAGUAUUUGUGUAUUUGGAUCUAUUAAUCUUUUUUCCUGUGUAGUUUCUUCUUGGUAUUAUGUUAGAUUUUAAAAUGUACAAAGCUACACCCCACCCAGUGCCCCAUUUUGAGAACAUGAAGGAUUUUCCCUCCCACUGGGUGUGGUUUGAGCAGUACAGGGCAGGGUGUCUUUCUCCAUGCCUAGCACAGACCGGAGCACCCAUGUGUGUCUUCACACUGGAGAAAUAUUUCCUCUGGUUCAUAAAGACUUUGUUUACAUUAAAAAACAUUGGAUGUAUUAUUUAUGAUUUAGGAU
This is a messenger RNA of Phyllostomus discolor (pale spear-nosed bat), 3632 nucleotides long. RefSeq names its product epithelial stromal interaction 1 (gene EPSTI1). The record is from RefSeq and is a predicted model, not a curated record. The transcript is spliced from 10 exons. Lineage: Eukaryota; Metazoa; Chordata; Mammalia; Chiroptera; Phyllostomidae. The coding region runs from base 1 to 945 and encodes 314 amino acids.